CAUCGUACCUGUCACCUGCCUCUGCUCUCUAUUUCUCUUCUUUCUUCUGUUCGCUAAUUAAAGUUCUCAGCUUUAAACUUCUUCUGAAUCGAAGUUCCCCUUUUCUCUUCACAACACAAAAUUUCUAUCUGUGUGCUUCUUUCUUGGGUUUCCUUUGAUCAUGGGUCGCCCACCCAGUAAUGGUGGCCCAGCCUUUCGCUUCAAUCCGACUGAGCCAACUGGCUCUCCUUCACAACUACCUCAUCUUGGUGCUCUCGAUUAUGCCACUGGGUUGAUUAUUUGUCAUUCGCUAUUGCUAAGCAUGUGUGUGUGGCAUUUGGUUUGUGAAUGGUGGAUGCUUCGUUCGUGUUGGGGGUGAUAAACCAGCCUGGGUACUGAAAAUGCACGCAUGAAGUUAGGGCUCUGACAUUUGACAAUGAAUUAGGGUAGGAGAAAUGGAAGCUAUUCUUCAUGAACAUGAGAAUGCAAUGCCAGCACGCGAAAUUCUCACAGCUCUUGCAGAGAAGUUCAGUGAAUCACUAGAACGUAAAGGCAAGAUUACAGUGCAAAUGAAACAAGUUUGGAAUUGGUUUCAAAAUAAGCGGUAUGCAAUAAGAGCAAAGUCAAGUAAGACUCCUGGAAAGUUAAAUAUUACACCUAUGCCUCGGGAUGAUGCAACCCCGGUGAGGACUAUGCCUCAACAACCAACAGCGGCUCCAAUUCCUACUGCUUCUGUUACAGCAGUUUUGCCAGCAGUAAAAGCAACUCCAGAAAAUCCUGUUAUGGAAUUCGAAGCUAAAUCUGGAAGGGAUGGAGCAUGGUAUGAUGUUGCUACCUUUCUAUCGCAUAGAUAUUUGGAGACCCAUGAUCCGGAAGUGCUGGUACGAUUUGCUGGUUUUGGGCCUGAGGAAGAUGAGUGGAUUAACAUUCGAAAGCAUGUCAGACCACGAUCUUUGCCAUGUGAAUCAUCAGAAUGUGUUGUAGUAAUCCCGGGUGAUCUCAUACUUUGUUUUCAGGAAGGUAAGGAGCAAGCCCUAUACUUUGAUGCCCAUGUGCUUGAUGCUCAAAGACGGAGGCAUGAUGUAAGAGGCUGUCGUUGUAGAUUUUUGGUUCGCUAUGAUCAUGAUCAAUCAGAGGAAAUCGUGCCGCUUAGGAAGAUUUGUCGCCGGCCGGAAACUGAUUACCGAUUACAGCAACUUCAUGCUGUUGUGAAUGAGGUAGCGCCUGUGGAUCAACAGAAGACUGGUAUGGAUCCAUCAGUACCAAAGCAGCUGAUUGCAGCAAGCAUUCAUAUGGAGACUCCUGUUGUGCAAACAAAUGUUCCUCAAACUCCUCAAGGUAUGGAUAUGGAUGUAGAUCAAAAGAAAGCUGAAACAAACAUUGAUGUUCCAUCAGUAAACUCUACCAUCACCCCAGGCAAUGCCCCAUUCACUAGUGUCAUUACUACAAGCACUGUUCCUCAAGUCACUACUCAGACUCAGGACAUGCUUGAAUGAAAAUAGCUGUUUCAUUUUUUCAGACAAAAUGGGACUUACUUUAGUACAUUAUUUUUGUUUUUUAGAACUGUUAACUAUCUGGGUAGUUUUUCUUCAGCAAACAAUGCUUAUGAGUAACUUUCUCUUGCUGUUCUAUUCGAACCAUAGAAAUUUAGAAGAAAACAAGACCAAGUUAUACAUUC
Messenger RNA from Vigna radiata var. radiata (mung bean), 1657 nucleotides. Its product is annotated as protein SAWADEE HOMEODOMAIN HOMOLOG 2. Lineage: Eukaryota; Viridiplantae; Streptophyta; Magnoliopsida; Fabales; Fabaceae. Gene Ontology annotation, molecular function: chromatin binding; DNA binding. The record is from RefSeq and is a predicted model, not a curated record. The transcript is spliced from 10 exons. The coding region runs from base 435 to 1475 and encodes 346 amino acids.